This is a messenger RNA of Daucus carota subsp. sativus, 3447 nucleotides long. RefSeq lists its product as uncharacterized. The record is from RefSeq and is a predicted model, not a curated record. The transcript is spliced from 4 exons. NCBI's taxonomy places the organism in Eukaryota, Viridiplantae, Streptophyta, Magnoliopsida, Apiales, Apiaceae. Gene Ontology annotation, molecular function: nucleic acid binding; RNA-DNA hybrid ribonuclease activity. The coding region runs from base 1 to 3447 and encodes 1148 amino acids.
AUGAUUCUGCUAAGUUUGAACUGUCGAGACUUGGGCAAGGCUCGUACAGUUCAUAUUCUCAGAGACUUAGUAAAGUCUCAAAAGCCCGAUCUUUUAUUUUUGUCUGAAACAUUAGUCGAACGAAAUAAAAUUGAAGUUUUAGCUUCAACUCUAGGGUUUGCUAAUUUUUUCUCAGUAGAUAGACAAGGCAGAGGGGGUGGGCUAGCAGUUUUCUGGAAGCAUAACAUUAUUGGGGCUGUGGUUGAUUCAUCUUUCAAUCACAUCGAUAUUGUUAUUAAGGAGAGACAUAAUACAUCCUGGAGGUUAACGUGCUUUUACGGUUUUCCUGAACGUGAGAGACGUCAAGCUUCUUGGGAUUUUAUAAGGUCCUUGUCAUUUUAUUUUGCUUUACCUUGGUGCAUUUUUGGUGACUUAAAUGAUCUUCUCUAUAGUUCUGAUAGGAAGGGCAAGCACCCUCAUCCGCAGAACUUGUUGAAUGGUUUUCGGAAUGUUAUAGAGGAUUGUGCUCUCUCAGAGAUCGAGUUGCAAGGGGGAGGAUUUACAUGGGAAAAGAGCAAGGGCACAACAGACUGGGUGAGAGAAAGAUUAGAUAGAGCUUUUGCUUCAGCUGCUUUGUGGCAGAUGUUCCCAUUGUGCAUGCUUUCAGUUUCCCAUGUGGUAGUAUCGGAUCAUGAUCCCAUUAAGCUCGACUUGAUGAAUACUUCAUUCUCUAAAAAGCAAUUUCGUAUCUUCUUUCAUGGCAAAAUGGGAACGGACGUUUUUCAUAAGUUCAGGGAGAAAGUUCUGAAGCAAAAAGGAGUCAUUGAUGCUCUUAAUAAUAGAGAAGAUGAUGAUGGUAUUCAGAUGUACUUUGAAGAAAGAGAGAGGCUAAACGAGCUUCUGCUGCAUGAGGAGACUUAUUGGAAACAGCGAGCAAAAACAUUCUGGCUUCAAGAAGGGAACACUAAUUCAAGAUUUUUUCAUGCUUCAGCUUCUAGUAGAAAUAAAAUGAAUCACAUUGCAGCGUUGAAGGCUGAUGAUGGCUCUUUGGUGUCAAAUCAUGAUGAUUUAUGUAGGCUUCUUAAGAGUUAUUAUGUCAAUGUCUUUUCUGCAUCAGACUGCAUCAACAGACAUACUCAGGUUCCGAUCCAAGCAAGCAUUUCUACGGAGCAAAAUAAUAUGCUCACAGCUAGCCUGACCUUUCAAGAAUUCACAAAUGCAGUAAGGAGCAUGCAUCCAGAUAAGUGGCUAAUUGAUGGCUCGUUCUCUGCGGGUGUAAAUGAUACAACACUGGUUCUGAUUCCUAAGAAGGAGAAUGUAGAAGAGGUUAAAGAUUUGCGGCCAAUAGCUCUAUGCAACGUCUUAUAUAAAAUUCUUGCGAAGUCUGCUUUCGUACCGGGACUGAAUAUCACGGAUAAUGUUUUAGCUGCAUUUGAGUUGCUUCACUAUAUGAAGCGAAAUAAUGGAGGCAAGGAAGGAGAGGUCACCCUCAAACUUGAUAUCAGUAAAGCAUACGACAGAGUGAGCUGGGAAUAUUUACAAGAACGGAUGAUCACAAUGGAGUUUUCUGAGAAAUGGGUGAAGUGGGUAAUGCUCUGUAUAACCACGGUCUCGUAUUCUAUAUCUUUUCAAGGCUCCACGAUAGGCCCCAUCACCCCAAAGAGAGGCCUCCGUCAAGGAGACCCGUUGUCGCCUUAUUUGUUCUUACUCUGUGUGGAGGGGUUGUCAUUAUCGCUGAAGACUGCUUCUUUGGAAGGGCGUGUCAAGGGCUGCAAAAUUAGUAGCUCAGCUCCAACAAUUACUCAUCUGUUAUUUGCAGAUGAUAGUUUCCUUUUCUUCAAAGCAUCGGCAGAGGAGGCAAACUCAGUUAAAGCAGUGCUGAAUGAUUAUGAAGUAUUUUCUGGCCAGGCUGUGAAUCACCAGAAGUCUGCAGUUUUCUUCAGCUCAAACGUUAGAAGGGAUAAACAAACGGAAAUCAAGCAAAUUCUAGGAGUCUUUAGUGAUAUUGGUAAUAGCAAAUAUUUGGGCUUGCCGUCUCUUGUUGGGAGGUCUAAAAAGACUGUUUUUAAAUAUCUGAAAGAGAAGGUUUUUCAACGUAUCCAAGGUUGGAAUACAAAACUACUUUCUCGAGCAGGAAAGGCAGUAAUGAUAAGGAAUGUCGCUCAAACAAUUCCUUCAUACACCAUGUCUUGUUUUCUAAUUCCUAAGACCUUAUGUCAGGAAAUCGAAAGGAUGAUGAAUGAUUUUUGGUGGCGCUCUAGCUCCAAUAACAACAAAAGGAUCCACUGGCUGGCUUGGAACAGAAUGAGCAUGUCAAAAAAGAAAGGAGGUUUGGGUUUCAGAGAUCUUCAUGGUUUCAAUCUGGCUCUGUUAGGGAAACAAUGUUGGAAUCUCAUUUCUAAACCAGAGGCUUUAGUUUCGAGAGUUCUUAAAGCACGAUAUUUUCCUCAUUGUCACUUUCUGGAAGCAAAGAGGAUAGGUGGGUCGAGUUACACAUGGGUAAAAUCUUCCCAUAACCCAGACCAUGUGAUACCUCACAAGAUUAAAAUUUUUCUCUGGAGGUUUUGCCGCAAUAAUGUACCAAUCCGAAAUCUUUUCAUGAUCAAGGGGAUAAGAGUACCAAUUGGGCGUGAUAUGUGUGUGGGUGAUGUAGAGCACCUCCUUCAUCUAUUCUUUGACUGCGAUUUUGCAAAAAGUUGUUGGCAACAGGUGAGCAUUAGUUACGAUAUGGAGAUGGUGGAAAAUGCUCCUGAUUGGCUGCUAGAAAGGUUGAGCAUGGAGCCAGAUGGUAAGCUAGUGCAGAUUGCUGCAGUUUUAUGGGGUGUCUGGUUUGCUCGAAAUAAGAAAAUUUUUGAAGGUAAGUCGAUGACACCUGCAGCUGUAAUGGCGUGGAGCAAAAAACAAAUUGAAGAUUGGAGCGUUGCAAAUGAAAGGAAUAAAAGUUUGGAAGAGAAUCAAAGAUUGGAUGUCGAUAAGUACCCUCACAAGUGGCAACCUCCACCAACGGAUGUGCUCAAAGUCAAUGUGGAUGCAUCAGUUAAGCCAGGGGAUGAUUGUUUCUCAAUAGGAAUGGUUCUCAGGGACCAUCGAGGCCAGUAUUUGGAUGGUAAAGUUAUGAGGUUUGCUGGGUGUAUAUCAGUUUUAGAGACUGAAGAAGUUGGGAUUUUAGAAGCUCUUUUAUGGACAAAGAGCUCUCUAGCUCAAACCAUUAUUGUCGAGAGUGAUGCUCAGCAAGGAGUUACUGCAAUCAACAGGAUGCAUGAGAACCUCUUGGAACAAGGUCAUAUCAUAAAGCACUGCAGGAGCAUUCUGGAGAGAAAAGCUGGAGUUUCGGUUAACUACGUUAGAAAGCAUGCAAACAAGGCGGCACAUGGUAUGGCUAGGAUUCCUUGUAAGCUUAAUAGCUUUGUUAAUUUUUUGUCUCCUCCAUUGAUAUUGUUGGAGACCUUGUUGGAUGAUAAUCGUUAA